Molecule: messenger RNA, 1578 nt
Organism: Naumovozyma dairenensis CBS 421
Lineage: Eukaryota; Fungi; Ascomycota; Saccharomycetes; Saccharomycetales; Saccharomycetaceae
Gene: GPI17
Product: GPI-anchor transamidase GPI17
Exons: 1
Coding region: 1-1578 (525 amino acids)
Biological process (GO): attachment of GPI anchor to protein
Cellular component (GO): GPI-anchor transamidase complex
Source: RefSeq, a predicted model, not a curated record
AUGCUUGAAAAGAAUCUUCGAAAACUAAUAGCGAUAUGUUUCCUCCUAACUUAUGUGUUACUAGGUAUUCCUUUAUGGUACAAAUUAACAACAAUAUAUCGGGCCACGCUUCCCAUAGAUUACAUUGAAUCACUACAUAAUGAUCAAUAUCAAGAUGUUCAUUUGGUUAUUCCCGUGUAUAUUAAACCUGAUGUUUACAAAUUCCCAGACAUACAUGAUGCUGUACAAAUCCAAAUCAAUCAUUUAUUAAACUCAUUGAAACAAAAAGUGCCAUGGUCAUUACAAAUAUUACCAUAUGAUGAUACCAUUGACGAGAAAAAUCAUAUAAUUAAUUUGGAAUUGGCUGAUUUUGUUGGAUAUAAUGCUGCAUUCGAUAGCAAAGAGACUACAGUUUAUUAUGAUGAUAAAUCUGUUGCUAGUAAUGAUUUGCCUUUUUUUAUUGCACAAACUUUAAUUGAACAUACAUUCCAUAUAGAGGCAUCUGAAUUAAAUGAAAUAGAACAACCAACUCCUCAAACUAGUAUUUCCGUGGCAUACACACCCAAUGUUCAUUUAAGUAUCUCACUUCUAAGUGGGGAUGGUUUACCAAUUGGUUGGGAUAUUGAAACAACUUUAAAAGAUUAUUUUUCUCCCUUUAGGGAACUUUUGUCUCCAGUUGUCAAUUUUACAGUAGAUACCUCAAUUAUUUACUACAAUGAUUUGAACUUACAUUCAUUGAAUUCAACUUCAAAUAUUACAUCUACACAACUAUCUCAUGCCAUGGAUUUGUCCGAAUUAUCAUCUAUGAAUUAUUUUUCAGAAUCAGUCGCAUUAAACUUGGCGAUCGUAUUCCCAAGUUUAGAAAGGAACCCUAACGGCUUCGAAUUUAUUAAUUCCCCUAAAAAUCACAGUAAUUGGCAAAGUUUUGUCGUACCACAAUGGGGAGUUAUUACUAUUAACAAGUAUCCAUUAAGAAAGAAUUCAUAUUUGACGGAGUCAUAUUUGAACCCAAUAAUGUAUCAAUUUGCUCAAGAUCUAUUUGAAUUAUUAGGUCUUACAAAUUCAUUAGAUGAUGAACUAUUAUCACCUAUUAUAACGAUAGAUUCAUUUAAAAGAAUAACGAUAUUAAAGAAUUUAGAGAAGGCAACUGAAACUCUAUGGUCAUUAGUUAAAUUGACUAAAUCAUUCCAACAAAUGGCUAUCCCCAAGGAAGUAUUAGAGAAUGUGAGGAAGGCAUUAGAACUAAGAUUGAAUAUAGUUGAAAUGUUAAAUGAUCCUAAGUUGGGAGAUGAUCUAGUUUGGAGUCAAGCAUUAAUUAUGAGUAAUCAACUUGUCGAAUAUUGUGAGACGGCGUUUUUCCAUGGUGAGAUGUUGAAGCAGAAUUUCUUCCCACAGGAACAUAAAGUUGCCGUCUAUUUGCCAUUGUUAGGACCAUUGACCAUUGUCACACUUAUGGGGGUUAUAAAAUGCUUUAAAGAAAAUAAACUACUGGCAAAGUUACAGGAAAUCGACGAAGACGUAUCGUCAACCACCAUAUAUAAUGAUGAUGAAAAACAGGAUGAGAAGCUCAUACAGGGUUCAGAGUCGGAUGAACUCUAG